GUUGAGUGUCGAGCAACGCGAACGUCGAUGUUGUGAAUUUGGACAGCUAGUCACUCACUUGUCAGUGGAAUAAUAACUCGGAUUUCUACCCUUUAAUAAUUUUCUUAGACUUUCACUACUGAAGAUUCAAUUGAAAAUUUCAGCAAGGAGACUGCCUGUUUUAUUCUUUCCCACAUUUUGAAUCCAAGGACCAUUCUACCAAAGGACGGCAAACAUCUUGAAGAUUUCUUUUUUUACCCUGUGAGCACCUUGGUCUUUAUCAAAGUUUGCCAAAGAGCGACAGUCGCUCUCUGACCCUGCUCCAAAUUUUGCCGUAAACCAUCUGCCGCUACGUUCAGUAGCCAAAAACAAAUUUGCUGCUCCCAGAACUGUACUCUGAUUUGUACACAAUUCUAUAAUGCCCGGGUGGGACGAUGGGAACAGCCAAACUCUGACUUACUCGUCGCAGAAAGGCCACGAUUAUAGCUCGGACUACCCAAAUACCAUUCUGAAAUCAGUCAAAGAACAGGAAGCCCAGUUUGCCCAGCUUACCAGAGAAUUUGAGGCCGACAAGUUGAUUGCGGCCAACCAGAUUAACCGUAGCAGAGUCGACUCGGACACCGCUACUCUGAAUAGUAUCAGCGAGACAAACGAUUCGUUCUCCUGGCGGCGCUCUGCCGGCCAGACAGAGUCUCACAUGGACGAAGGCAGUAGCUUCGUGGUGGACGUGCCUUCCACUAAUCUGCUUGAUUCUUGUUUAAGAGAAUUAGGAGAGAGGAACGUCGAAGAUCCCAACAUGGAAUCACUACAGUAUUCAGAUCCAUAUGCCAGCCCAUACGGCAACACAACCAGAUCACUGUCACAUGACCCGUAUGGGGGCGGAGACUAUGCUCCUCAUCCGUACGAUGCAGGGUCACAAGGCUAUGACAGACAAUCGGAUUACGGAAGCCCGCAUCACUCCAACUACCAGGAAUACCCUCCUUCAGAGAGCGGGCAGGGGGGCUACGGGUACGCAGACCCCCCUCCCCCUUCUAAUGAUGAUUAUAAUGGAUAUAGCAGUGACACCAAACCAAGGGAUAGCUUUAGGGAGGUGGACCCGAGGGUGGUGGAGAUGGAGGAUCCCUACGGUACCAGGGAUAGAUUCGAUGGUGCUGGUGAUGAUGCGCCCUACCGUGCACCCUCCCCCAUCGGACCGGACCCUUACAGCUCACUGCCAAAGACAGAGGACCCAUACCAGUCGUCAUCAGGAUACAGGGAAUAUGCCCACACCCCUCCACCAGCAGUCAUCUCCCCAAUCCAACCCACCCCUCCCUCGGGGGUCGACGACUACGGUAACCCCUGGGACGAUUACCCCUUGACCUCUGACCCCGAGGUCGCCCCCAGCGACGCCGGCCAGGAAGCCUCGGGGGUCAACCCCCGCGAUAACUACGACCAUCCCCGCCCUGCGACCAGCCCGGGCCCAAAAGAGGACCCGUACGUGUCGUCACGGCAGCCUUAUGACGAUUAUGCCGACAACAGAGGUCAUGACCCUGACCUUAACGACAGGUCGCCGGCCGGUACACUUGAUAGGACGCCCUCACAUGAUCCGUUCAUACCCCCAGAAAAAGCGCAAUUCAUUUUCCGGCCUUCCAAAUACCUUUCGGGCCACUAUCAUCACCAUCUCCCUACCUAUCAAGAUCUAUUAUCAAGGAAGUCGUCUCGUUCAUCUUUGAGUACAUGUAGUUUUGGCGAUGGCAAAUGGAGGGCCCCUGACCUACAGGAAGUGAUUGAUUACCUGGGUCAUCCAAACCAGUCCAUUGUGGCACACGCAGCAGGCUACAUACAACAUCUCUCCUACCAGAACGAUGACAUCAAGAGAAAGACAAGGGAAAUGGGAGGUAUCCAACCUUUGGUCGGGUUGCUAGGCAACCCGGUACCCGAGAUCCACCGGACAGCGUGUGGCUCUUUGAGGAACCUUAGCUACGGUAAAAAACACGAAGAGAACAAAGUCAAGAUCAAAGCCAACGGUGGUAUACCGGCACUUGCCAGGCUGCUAAGAACAUCUUCAGAUACAGAGACCAAAGAUCUUGCUGCAGGAACAUUAUGGAAUCUAAGCUCUUCUGAGCCUUUGAAGAAGACUAUCUUGGAGGAUGCCCUGAGUGUCCUAGUGAACAAUGUAUUAAUCCCAGAGUCUGGAUGGAAGCCUAGCGGCAACAGUCCUUUCAAGCCGGCCGACGAACCAUGGACUAAAACUUUCAUCAAUGCUACAGGAUGUUUGAGGAAUGUGAGUUCAGGUGGGAUUGAAGCCAGGCAUCGGAUGAGAGAGUGCGAGGGUCUGGUAGACAGUCUACUCCAUGUACUCAGCUCGUCAAUGAGGAACAAUGACAUGGAUAGUCAAGUUGUGGAGAAUACCCUCUGUAUCCUGAGGAACCUGACGUUUCGUAUAGCGAACGAGGCCAACCACCCGGACGCCAUCCCCCUACGCAGCAACACAUCGUCAAACUUCCCUGACACCAUGCCCAAAUCACAACAGAAGAAGAGUCCACAGAGUGGUUCGUUGAUCUGUUUUGGUGGGAGUAAGAAGAAAGAUGCCCAGCUAGCUUCAAACGGAACGGCAGGUAAAACUGGCACCUGGAACCCGUCCCAACCGAUCCCUAACCUGAAGAAGGAUGUCAAAGGUGUGGAGAAGCUCUGGCAACCAAGUAUCAUCAACCCGUAUCUUAUUGUACUAUCAGAGUGCUCUAGACCAGCCUCCUUGGAAGCAGCAGCUGGAACGAUACAGAAUGUAACAGCUGGAGAGUGGCAGUGGGCAAUGUAUAUCCGUGCUGAGAUGAGGAAAGAGAAAGGUUUACCUAUCCUUGUUGAGCUUCUGAGGAUGAAGAAUGACCGUGUGAUGAUCGCCGUCGCCAAGGCUCUCCGCAACCUCGCUAUGGAUCCAAGAAAUAAAGAUCUCAUUGGCAAGUAUGGUAUGCAGGAUCUUGUAGAACGUCUCCCGAGCUCCACCAGCAGCAGACGAUCGGCCAAAGACAUUUCUCAUGAAGGCGUCGUCGCUGUCCUGAACACGAUGACGGAACUGGUUACGAAGAACCAAGAAAAUGCAAAAUCCUUGCGGGGUGCAUCAGGUAUUGAGCGUCUGGUCUCUCUCACCAAAACCAACGGUGCUUACCCAGCGUCAGUCAUCAAGGCUGCUUACCAGGUGCUACAUGCCAUGUGGGCUUACAAGGACCUACGUCCUCAGUACAAGAAGGACGGAUGGGAAGAGAAGUUCUUCCACGCCUCCAGCACCUUCACGACGCUCCCCAGGAAAACGACAGUAGAUGGGUCCCUGCCGCCGACGGCCAGCGAGAGCAAGAGCGAGCCGACGAGCAGGACGAACACUGUCCAGAGGCAUACAAGUAAAACCAACAGUUACGACAUCAGCCAGCCCACGAGACCCGCCCCGGAGCUAAGUGACACCCAUCGCAACGAGGCUCCUCCUGCUUUUGACGACCCAUACCCGAUGAAUACAGGGAAUCAACCAAUGUAUGACGAACGAUCCGUUGACAGGGACUUUGCUGCAGAGGAUGAUUUGAUGCAGCGUCUAGAACCCUAUGCUAGAGAAAGCAUAUCCACAUACAAUAGUCAAGACCGAUUAGCUGAUAACAUGAUACCUGGAGAGGAGAUACCCAUGCAACCACUCUCCUCAGAUUAUGCUGAUAAUCCUUACGCCAGCACAGGCCGGAAAUCUGCACCCAUCGGAGGAGUGUCUGUCUAUGGAAGGGCUCCAGAACCCCAAGUUGAGCAUUCAAACUAUGCCUCGGUGAACCAAUCGAUGAGCCACGACUCCUACGACCGCAGCAAAGAUUACGGUGAUUACAGUACUGCUCAGCACGUUCAGCUCCAGGCCCAGGAUGAACCGGCAGGUGACUCAUGGGUGUAAGACUGCACCCCUCCGCCGACCACACCCCUUUUCAUGUUUACCCCCAAUGGAGAUUGGUACUAUCUUUAUCUUUUAUACUUAAACAGCAGACUUAAUCAAGAUGUUGAUUACAGAUUAAGAAUUGUAUUACUGCUUAUCAUACCAAGCUCCUAGCCUAGGAUGAACCGGGAAGUAACUUGUGGGUGUAAGACUGCACCCCUCCACCAGCCACGCCCUUUUUAUGUUUACCCCACAUGGAUUGGCACUAUCUGCUUCAAUAGACUAUAUUGACAUGUUGAUUGCAGAUUAAGAAAAGUAUAAAUUGGAUUGCUGUUUGACAUCCCAAGCCCAAGAUAAACAGACAGGAGACCAACGGGUGUAAAAGUACACCCUCUACCGACCAAGCCCCCUUUUUUGUUUACCCCAUCAAGGAUUGGCACUUCCUACUUUAAUCGCAGACCUAUAUUGAGAUGUUGAUGACAGAAUAAGAAUAGUAUGAAUUGGAUUACUGCUUAACAUGACAAGCUCGAAACCCAAGAUAAACAGAAAUGGGUGUAAAAGUAUGCCUCUACAUUGACCAUGCCAUUUUUUUAUCCCAAGAUGAAUUGGUACUUUCUACUCGGGCAAAUUUCAGUCAGCUGCGGUUCAUGACUGAUGAUCAAUUUGGAAAGCAAGGAGGUCGAAUUUCAUCUAGCUCAAUGUAAUUUUAAAACUAAGAAUUGAUUAUACAUACUUGAAGUACAUUGAAACCUGUUUAUAGUGACCACCCAAGGGGAACACAAAAUGUUGCCUUUACACAUGCAGCCAGAUUACUGCUAUAGACAGGUUCUUAUACACACAAUCUGUCUCUUGGGAAUCAGUUUUAGUGGUUACCAUAGGCAGGUAGUCGCUAACACUAGUUUGACUGUACUUACAAAAUUGUAAGCUUAAAUUACCUGUAUUCAGUUUAUCAUUCGUGUAGAGUUUGACAUUUUGAGGAAAAUAAUUUGAUGAUUGAUAGUUUUCUGUACACUAAUAUAUCAAGAUGGACAUUUUUUCCUACCAUGAAUGUACAUAAUGUAUUCAGGAGUAGUUCCAGGAACUGUUCGGACUAGGAAUAAAUUUAAACAGCAAAUAUGUUUCAGGGGCCCGUUUCAUAAAGGACUCACAACUGUUGUAACUUUGCCAUUAUGGCAACUACCAUGGCAACUUUGA
This is a messenger RNA of Lytechinus variegatus (green sea urchin), 5050 nucleotides long. Its product is annotated as plakophilin-4-like. Gene Ontology annotation, biological process: cell-cell adhesion; cell-cell junction assembly. The transcript has 29 exons. The record is from RefSeq and is a predicted model, not a curated record. Gene Ontology annotation, cellular component: adherens junction; plasma membrane; cytoplasm. The coding region runs from base 398 to 3877 and encodes 1159 amino acids. Gene Ontology annotation, molecular function: cadherin binding. NCBI's taxonomy places the organism in Eukaryota, Metazoa, Echinodermata, Echinoidea, Temnopleuroida, Toxopneustidae.